This is a messenger RNA of Dentiscutata erythropus, 1299 nucleotides long. NCBI's taxonomy places the organism in Eukaryota, Fungi, Glomeromycota, Glomeromycetes, Diversisporales, Gigasporaceae. The record is from the annotation of a GenBank genome assembly.
AUGCGGAGAAUUGCGAAUAGUUCAUUCAAUGAUUCAGUCAACCGUACAGAUGAUAAUGCGGACAAAUACCAAAAAUCUCAAAGAAAUGAUUAUAAUAUCGAACCCACAGUCCUUCCACCUUUUGCUGGAGAAUACCCCAGUAAAAGACAACGAGUAACAUUGAUCUCUCAGCUGUUUCAAGAGUUUAUUUCAAUAUAUUCAACUUUCACUCCAGGAACAUCUGCUAUUGUACAUGUUGAAGUCGAUCAACUUCUUGCAUUGCUUGAAGAGCAAAAAGCUAACAUUGAUAGUAUAUUAGAUUCGCAAAAUGUAUACGCGGUGGGUGGCGAUUUUCAGAAAGGCUAUUCUAAGCCAUGCAUCGCUUGCUGGGUCAAUGAGAACCUCGACAUUGAUAUCAAAAAGCAGCUAUUAGGCUUGUUUCAUGAUAAAUUUGAAAUUAUAGAAAAUAUAGUGGCACAUACGGAUACUGAUGUGAGUAAUAGCAAUAAUGAUCAAAACAGUUCACUUAACUGCAAUAGUAUCACCAAGGAGUUUGAUAACAAUAUAACAGUUGGUUUUUCUGGAAAUGAGAAGGAAUCUGAAGAGAAGGAAGAUGAUAAUAGCUAUAAAGAAAAUGGUGAUGGAACUAAUGAAAAAGAAAACAGUGAUAAUAAGAACAAUAACGGUGGUGAUAGAGGAGAUGAGAAUGGGAGCAUAACCAAAAAUAUUUCAAUUAGAUCAACAAGUCAAGCUGUUAGUAAAAAAAAUUCAGAAAUUUUUCAAAAUUUCUGCAUAAGAGCUGUUAUCUAUGCAAAUAUUACCCCUAAGAAAGAUUCAAAGGUUUUAGAGUUUUCCGUUGAUAUAAGGGAAUGUGGAAUGGGAAGAAUGCUUAGUGAAAGAAUAUCAUCACUUCACAAAUUUGGUUCUGGCUAUUUUCUCGAUUCUGUUGUAGUUGAAAUUUACCCAAUUUCAUGCAAUAGUACAUCUUGCAUGAUAAUAAAGAAGAUUGAUACACAGCCACAACAAUCCAAUCAGUCCAUUAAGAUUUCAGCAGUUCAUGAGAAAAACAAAGGAAUUAAAGGACAAGUCAGUGGAACUGGAAUCCAAGUGGGAGGUAGUUAUAACACAAAGAAUGCACUUAUUAUCGAAAAAAAGGUAUAUGUGUGGGAGAUGAAACUCGAUGGAUGUUGGACAACUGGAGAUCGCUGGUCAUACACUCAUGAAGGUGAUGGCUAUACAAGUACCUUUAUUCAAGACAAUCAUACUGGCAAAUGGGAAAUUUUAAACACAGUGAAUGGGUUUACUAUAGAAAUUACACAG